UUUGCAGAAUGGUUCCAAUCUAUACAGCAAACAUAACUCUCCUUGGAACAGGUAUCUUAUCUAAAACCAAACAACUGACAUUGGCAAAGAAAGAUGAUGGGAUAGCAUUCCCUAAUGAUAGAGCAACCAGCAUCAGACCUGCUAAUAGAGAUCAGAAAGUCAAGACACUUUUCACUGGAAUUGAAAGAUAUUCMUAUGUGGAUCCAGACUAUGCUUACACUGAUGAAGAAGAAAGACAUAGAGAACAACAUAAAAGAUAUUAUCUUAAUUUCAUUGAUGAUUUAAGAUUAAAGAGGAAAAAAGAACAAAAGAAAAGGGAGUUUGAAGCACUGAACAAUAAUGUUGACAUAGGCAUCAAAUCAGCCAAAGGGCUCAMACCACCAAAGCUCUCUGUGAAAGCAAUCACACCACCGCCUAAAGGUUAUUAAGUAAUCUUUGUAURCCACUUUUGUUAAAAAUAUAAGUUCAAGGGGGACUAUAUGUUGCAAAAAUCACUAAACAUUUGAAAUAAUUACAUCCAAGUGUGGCAG
This is a messenger RNA of Exaiptasia diaphana, 530 nucleotides long. RefSeq names its product cilia- and flagella-associated protein 47. The transcript has 3 exons. The coding region runs from base 9 to 428 and encodes 139 amino acids. The record is from RefSeq and is a predicted model, not a curated record. Lineage: Eukaryota; Metazoa; Cnidaria; Anthozoa; Actiniaria; Aiptasiidae.